AUCCAGCGCUUCCAUCCUCUUGCAUGCCUACAUUCUUGAAAUCUACAACUCAACUACAUGUGCCACUCCACCACCGUCGUCUACUAACCCAGCAGGUCUCCGCCACACAGCCUCGGUCCAUAAAUGCAAUAGCCUACUCCUCAUAUCCUCUUCUCUCAUCUCCUUCAUUCUUUACCUCCAUCCUUUACCUCGUCAGUGGCCGACUCAUCCAACAGCCACAAUGGCAAUUGCAUUGGCGGAGGCAGACAAGUAUGAGGUGCUAGAGAAGAUUGGUUGCGGUUCCUUCGGGAUUAUUCGCAAAGUUCGACGAAAGGCAGAUGGCUUCGUAAGAUUGGGAACCCCUUUUGCAUCACGAAGUCAUGCUUAUGACCAUGAUCAUAUAGAUAUUAUGUCGGAAGGAAAUCAACUACAUCAAGAUGUCCCAGAAGGAAAGAGAGCAACUCACAGCCGAGUUCAAUAUCCUGAGCUCCCUCCGACACCCGAACAUCGUCGCCUACUACCAUCGUGAACACCUCAAGGCUAGCCAGGACUUGUAUCUCUACAUGGAGUACUGCGGUGGUGGCGACUUGAGCAUGGUCAUCAAGAAUCUGAAGAAGACGAACAAAUACGCCGAAGAGGAGUUCGUCUGGCGCAUCUUGUCACAGUUGGUGACAGCUUUGUACCGUUGUCACUAUGGUGCGGAUGCGGUUGAUGUUGGGUCAAACAUACUUGGACCUGCACCCAAGGCAUCUGGGCUCAAAGGGAAACAAGCACAGAUGACCAUCCUUCACCGUGACCUCAAGCCCGAGAAUAUCUUCCUCGGCAGCGACAACACCGUCAAACUCGGCGACUUCGGCCUCUCGAAACUGAUGAACUCCCACGAUUUCGCCUCGACUUAUGUUGGUACUCCAUUCUACAUGUCCCCCGAGAUAUGCGCAGCGGAGAAGUACACCUUGCGCUCCGACAUCUGGGCCGUCGGCUGCAUCAUGUACGAACUUUGUCAGCGGGAGCCGCCCUUCAAUGCUAGGACCCAUAUUCAACUCGUGCAAAGAAUUCGCGAAGGGAAAUUCGCUCCUUUGCCCGACUUCUAUUCGCCUGAGCUCAAGAAUGUCAUCGCAAACUGCCUGCGUGUUAACCCGGACCACCGUCCGGAUACUGCUGCUUUGAUCAACUUGCCUAUCAUUCGCUUGAUGCGCAAGGAGAAGGAGGUUACCGACCUGACCAAGUCUCUUCGCAAGCGUGAAGAAAACACCUUGGCCAAGGCUCGUGAUGUCGAGCAAGCGUACGCGAAGCUCGAAAAGGAGAAGCAGCUAAUGAAAACCGAGAUUGAGAACACCGUGCGCCGCGAGUGGGAGGUGAAAGCCAGACUGGAAAUUGAUCGCCAGGUGCAGAAUGAGCUAGAGAAGCUCCGCAAGAGAUUUGAGUAUGAGGUCCAGGACCGGGUUGCGCUGGAGCUUGAGAAGCAAAAACGAAGUGCCAACCUCCGGGAGGACUCUGGUUCACGGUCAAGCAGCGAUGACUCUCGGCUCUCAAUGAGCAACGACGACACUGAUCAGCCUUCCAGCACCGACAUCAGUCAGCUGUCACUAGAAUCACCUGCAGCAAGCAAGGCGCCACGGAAGGAUGCCACCCGAACCCCCUUCAACCGUUCGAAAACCGUGGUCGAGUCGCCUAUGGAUGUUCAGAUGGCCGAGCCCUCCCCGAUUUCGAUUGCAUCACUUUCGCUGUCCCCUCGUCGUACCUCGGGGACUCAUUCCGGAAAGAACAUCUUCGCGGAGGCAGAAAAACACCGGUCAAAGUGGGAGCCGACCCUGGCUUACUCCGACGACGAAGAUGACAUCCCUGACUUGCCUUCCCCCACUCGCCCCAAGGUCAAGCCCGACCCCUUCAAGGCGCCGCCUAGGCCACUUCUCCGCCAGAACACGGCUGCCUUCAUGCAAAAACUGAGCACCCAACCCCCGAUCUUCCCCACCAACGGAUCGAGACUGCCCCAGAUGUCAGUGGGUGAUCAUCCGAGGGAUGCCAAGUCUCGUUCGCCUCACCGACGUUUGUCCAAGAUCCAGUCAUCAGCAAACCUGGCUGCCGACGCUGGCUCGCCCACCCGCAAGACAGGCAUCAAGCAGCUCGCCUCGAAGGCAAACGGCGGUGGAGAGGAAAUGUACAAGGCUGUGAUGCAACGCAAUAUGGGUGGUCGGACCUUGGUCGAGUUAGCACAGGCGCGUGCCGGUGGCCGUCCUAUUGACGAGGUCAAGCGGUGUUCCAGUGACUCUCGUACAAGUUUGAAACAGACCGAGCGAGAACCUCCAGCGGUGUGGGAUCCCGAGAGAGACGAUAUGCCCAGUCCCUUCUUGGCCCGCGGCAGAAAGGUUAUCCGCAACCUGAGGUAACCCAGACCAUCCUCCUCUCCUGUCUGACCUUUGUAUCAUGCCACUAUCCCUCAUACACCCCGCGGCUGCGGGCAUCUUUCGCUGGUUGAUCCGCGGAAGUAGCUGCAGCAGGCUUUUGGGUACUUCCGAUUGACGACUCAACAUAUCUAUUAAUAGUCGAAACAUAUUUUGGAGUUACGGCUGGGUGGUUCGAUUUUAAGACCAACGUUGGCCAUGCCAGUCAUGGGACUUGGAUGCAUUUUAUUGCGCCGCAUCGUCGUUAA
Messenger RNA from Aspergillus sclerotioniger CBS 115572, 2629 nucleotides. It is a transcript of the gene nimA, whose product is annotated as serine/threonine protein kinase nimA. Gene Ontology annotation, molecular function: ATP binding; protein kinase activity. Bases 417 to 2366 code for a protein of 649 amino acids. The record is from RefSeq and is a predicted model, not a curated record. The transcript has 2 exons. NCBI's taxonomy places the organism in Eukaryota, Fungi, Ascomycota, Eurotiomycetes, Eurotiales, Aspergillaceae. Gene Ontology annotation, biological process: chromosome segregation; protein phosphorylation. Gene Ontology annotation, cellular component: centrosome; nucleus; cytoplasm.